This is a messenger RNA of Pseudophryne corroboree (corroboree frog), 3162 nucleotides long. RefSeq names its product adenosylmethionine decarboxylase 1 (gene AMD1). Gene Ontology annotation, cellular component: cytosol. NCBI's taxonomy places the organism in Eukaryota, Metazoa, Chordata, Amphibia, Anura, Myobatrachidae. The transcript is spliced from 9 exons. Bases 370 to 1368 code for a protein of 332 amino acids. The record is from RefSeq and is a predicted model, not a curated record. Gene Ontology annotation, molecular function: adenosylmethionine decarboxylase activity. Gene Ontology annotation, biological process: spermine biosynthetic process; spermidine biosynthetic process.
CGUAUUCUCACCGCUUUACACAGUAUGGCCGACGAUAUUAGCUAGCGCUCGCUUUACCGCGUUCUCCGUAACCGGGAGAGAUACAACGGGAAAUAAGAGACUGUACUGGAGAAACUAACAGUGUCCAUCACACACAGGAACACCCUACUACCUGGAACAUCACCCUCCACACACCAACAAAUAAACCUCUUUAUAAACACUAUUUAAAGAAAGUUCUAGAAAUAAUUCCACUAGAAGCUCCGAGUAUACGGCAGAGGUGUGCGGGAGCCGACGAUCGGACGUGGGAGGAGAACACUAAUAGGGUAGAUACAGAUUUUCCGUUUCUCGUUAUUUUCUGCGUUGUCGGUGGGUCUCCGGCUGCCGGGGGAGAUGGAGGAGAGCGGGGCUCACUUCUUCGAGGGCACGGAGAAGCUGCUGGAGGUCUGGUUCAUCCAGGAGGACAAGAGCAAGGGAUCCGGGGACCUCCGAGACAUCCCAAGGUUUGAGUGGGACAAACUUUUGGAGAAUGUUCACUGUUUGAUCAUAAGUGUGACAAAAACUGACAAGCAGGAAGCUUAUGUACUCAGUGAGAGUAGCAUGUUUGUCUCCAAGAGACGUUUCAUUUUGAAGACAUGUGGUACCACCCUCUUACUGCAAGCACUGGUUCCCUUGUUAGAGCUCGCUAGAGAGUACUGUGGGUUUGAUAUUCAGAACUUUUUUUAUUCACGUAAAAACUUUAUGAAACCAGACCACCAGGAAUAUCCACACAGAAAUUUCCAGGAAGAAGUUGAAUUCCUAAAUGAAAUUUUCCCAAAUGGAGCAGCGUAUUGUAUGGGACGUAUCAACUCUGAUUGCUGGUACUUGUAUACUCUCGAUGUCCCAGAGGGUUUUGUCAUCAACCAGCCAGAUCAGACACUGGAAAUUUUGAUGAGUGAGCUUGACCCAGAGAUAAUGGACCAGUUCUACAUGAAAGAUGGUGUUACUGCAAAUGAUGUCACUCGUAUGAGUGGAAUUCGUGACCUGAUACCAGGUUCUGUCAUUGAUGCUACAAUGUUCAGUCCUUGUGGUUAUUCAAUGAAUGGGAUGAAAUCAGAUGGAACUUACUGGACUAUUCACAUCACUCCAGAGCCAGAUUUUUCCUAUGUUAGUUUUGAAACUAAUGUAUCGCAAACAACAUAUGAUGAUCUCAUUAGUAGAGUUGUGGAUGUUUUCAAGCCAAGGAAGUUUGUGACCACCCUCUUUGUUAAUCAGAGCUCCAAAUGUCGUACAGCGUUCACUUGUGCUCAGAAGAUUGAAGGUUUUAAGCGACUUGAUCGCCAGUUUGCGCAGUUCAACGAUUACAAUUUUGUUUUCACCAGUUUUGCCAAGAAACAACUGCAGCAAAGUUGAUUAGGAAAAAUGAAGCGAAAACGUAAAAAGAAAACCAAUGAAAGAGGUGGUGGGUGCUUGCUAGCUAAUGUUACCGGGGGCCAUGUUUUCCAAAACCAUCACCUAGUAGUUGCAGGAAGCCCUGAAUAUAAUCAUAGUAUGAGUUUGAAUUGUAUCCAUAAUUAUAUCAAGGAGUUAGAUAACUUGCAUGAAUGCUCUCUCCUGUGUGUAGGUAAUCUAUGCCACUCAUGCUGUGAAAUUGAAGUGCAUGUGGAUAAGUUAAACACAUACUCUACUAGACUCUCUAAUUCUUGUAAAAAUGCACAUAGUUCAACACACAGCAUAAGUUUUCUACAGGUGUCUCCAAAAAUUCCCCACAGACAAGGUUUCCGCCCCCAUUAGCUUCUAUCCCAGAGCCAAUGCGCAUAACGGUUUGAGUUGUGGACUUACUGCAGUAUCACAUGCAUGCUGUAUGUUCACUGGACCAUGUUUCUGGCUGUACGCAGCUUUUUUCCGUCUUUCACAAAGCGUUAUGUAUUGUGGACAGAGGUUGGAAAAUCCUGCUUAAUUAACCAUUAAGGCGAGUAACUGGCCGUAGUCAUUGCUUAAAUUGUUAUGCAAUUUAUUGGUUCUGUUUUAAAUUGCACUCAUGGUGAAAACUUCCCCUUCUCAAGAUUCUGCGGUUUCAUAUAUUGAAGGGCGUAAAUACAGGUGAUUUGAAGCCCAUGCAAUCUGACCUUACCCUGGCUUUGUUGCCAGUUGUGGCCUGGAUCUUUCUCUGCAAAACGAACUUUCACUGUAACGGACAUUUCUGAUUGUGUCUAAACAAUAUGCUGUACACCAGUCCAGCUCUCGACUCCUUUAUUUAAAGCUGAAUCAAGUUUUCAUCUAGUCACUAAAAGGGAAGGCCUGUGACACAUUCUUCAUGUGACUACUAUGUUGUAAUGAACUCUGCUGUGACUUCAUCUGCUCUCCCUUGUGUAACGGUGUGGUGGUGAUUAUCUUUUAUUUUUACCAUGUGUAGGUAGCAUCAUAGAAUGUGGGGAGUUAAUGAGAACUGCGGACACUGUAAUGUCAAUUGUGAUCAAUGCAGGAUUUCCAAUACUUGUGUUACAUUUGGAGCUCUGAAGUAACUUGUUACUUUCAUCCUAGUCUCUAUUAUUUUAUGUAUCCGUUCUGGAUAUGUUGCAGCAAUGUUCCUUAUGUAUUUAUACAUAAACACUUUUUGUAAUGUUAUUAAACUGCACUUGAUUUGAAAUCAAUGCAUUGGAACAUCCAUGGUCUUUCUGAGCAUCUUAAAUAUAAGGCUUCAUUCAAGAAGUUUAAUAUAAUUUUGCUUAGAAUAGGGUAUUUGAAUAUACCUGUUCUAUUAUUUGUACUCAUUUUGAGGACCAAUAUUUAAAAAUAUGAAAGAGGCUGUAAACAGUUUCCUUAAUAUACCCUACCCCCACUUGUAGCUGUUAGGGACCACCUGCAAUGCAGCCUAAGUUAUUGCAGUCCUCUUGGAGACCACCUCUAUAUGCUACAUGUGUGGCGGCUGAGAACAGGUUAUAUUAGGUUGACCAAAAGUAGAAAACCCAUUUAUUGUGCAGAAAUAAUUGAAGCCUCUAUAUUAACUAGAUCUGACCCAGGUAUAUAAAAUACCUCACAAUAAAGGAAAGUGCACAGUAAUAUAUAUAAUUAUACUGUUGACCUGUUUAAAAAAAGAUGGGAGAUGAAUUCAUUGCAUUAUUAGGUGACUUUGAUAAAUUGAACUGUACUGAAAAUGUAUCUGUACCACAGACCUAAUGCUUCAAUAAAAUGCUUAAUUCAUGA